AUGAGUGAUCUUGGCUCGAGUUAUUUUGUCGUCGUCAUGAGUAAAACUCAAAAGACCACCUUAACUCUUCGAAAUGGACAGAAUGAGUCUGAUCGAAACUCGUUGGAAAAACUUGGAAUUGGAAUGACAGCAGGGACUGUGGUUAAUUUAUUUCUUAUACUAAUCAUCGUGGUAGGAAAUGUUCUUGUCAUUGCAGCUUAUGUAAAAAAUCGCCGACUUCACACUGGUACCAAUGCACUUAUUGUGAGCCUUGCCUUCUCUGACCUCCUUGUAGGAAGUGCCUCCCUGCCAAUCCGAAUCUAUGGCUUGAUAAUGAACUGGAAAGUAAGUGUCAUUACCAUGGCAUUUUACGUCACUGUUGACAUCUUCAGCGCCCUUGUGUCAAACUUACACCUCAUGGCGAUAUCCUUUGAGCGUUUCGUAGCCGUUUCAAGACCGUUUUAUCACCAGACACUCUCCAUCAAACCGUAUGCGUUUGCGUCGACGUUGUCGUGGAUCUUAGGAAUUAUCGUCGCCUCGUCACAUCCUGGAAAUUAUUUGCGAAACAAAGACGAACAAGGGCUUAAAUUGAAGAUUCUCGAAGUAUACUCUGCACUAUUGUUUACCGUGUGCUUUUUGGGCCCGUUACUGAUAAUUAUUUUUGUAAACAUAGGAAUCUUCCGUGUUGCACGAGUUUUAAUCCAUUGUGCGCCAUCACGGAACGGGAGCUUCAAGCAACGAGUCCGUAAAGAGCGCAAGGCUGCAUUCACUCUGCUCGUAAUGACAGGAUUCUUCUUCGUUGCGUGGACGCCGUUCUUCGUUUUAAACAUGUUCUAUGUCUAUUGUGUUCAGUGUCUCCCUUCUUCGUCUAACGUCCAGUAUGUAAUGGUAGACGUUAUGAAGUGGCUACAUUAUUCAAAUAGUGCAAUCAACCCCGCCAUUUAUGCCUUUCGUGAUGCCGAAAUGCGCCGAACCUUCGUCAGACUUUUGGGUCCCCUUAGGAGACUUUGUAGAGGUGGUCGUGUCGAGCCGGAAUUUCCAAAUACACAAGAAGAAAAACGUCGAAACAUGACUGCUGGUGAGCGAAACAGAUCCUUGAUCAACAGCGGAACAGAAGCACUUAAUAUUUCACUUUCACCUGACGCGUUGGAUCCCAGAUCCGAAGUGGAUACCCUCGUCUUUGUUUUCUCUUCAGUUCUACUCGCACUUGCAAUCGUCAUCGGCAACUCGAUCGUUAUGGCUGCUUUCAUUCACAACAGAAAAUUGCGUAAGAGAAGCAAUGUAUUUCUGGUCAGCUUGGCUUGUUCCGACUGCAUCGUGGGUGUCAUCUCCUUACCGCUUUGGAUCUGCAUCUCAGGCUUCGGAAUCAGCAAUAGCGACGCCGUCUACGUGUUAUUCAUCAGCUUGGACAUUUUCAGCGCUUUGACAUCGGUGUUUCAUUUAACAGCUAUUAGCGUGGAGCGUUUCAUUUCUGUCUCAAGGCCAUUCUUAUAUCAACGACUUUCGUCGCAAGUAUACACCGUAACGAUUACAUCGGCAUGGCUAUUGGCAGCUCUCGUUGCUUCCUCAACUCCAUUGCAGAGUCUGUUUCAGCUUCAACGCUUUUACGCGCCGAGUUUUACAGCAGUGGGGCUUCUUGGUCCAUUAGUCAUUAUCAGCUCUAUGUACGCUGGGAUAUUCCGCAUCGCGCGAUCACUGAGCCGCCAUACACCUGGGACAGCUGGAACUUGUAGAAUAUCAUGACGGGAAAGGAGCCAUAUAAAGAGAGAAAUUAAAGUGGCGAUGACCCUAACAGUGGUGUCUGGAUUCUUCUUUCUGGCAUGGCUUCCAUUU
Molecule: messenger RNA, 1812 nt
Organism: Stylophora pistillata
Lineage: Eukaryota; Metazoa; Cnidaria; Anthozoa; Scleractinia; Pocilloporidae
Product: D(1)-like dopamine receptor
Biological process (GO): G protein-coupled receptor signaling pathway, coupled to cyclic nucleotide second messenger; chemical synaptic transmission
Cellular component (GO): dendrite; plasma membrane
Molecular function (GO): neurotransmitter receptor activity; G protein-coupled serotonin receptor activity
Source: RefSeq, a predicted model, not a curated record